Molecule: messenger RNA, 1045 nt
Organism: Dioscorea cayenensis subsp. rotundata (Guinea yam)
Lineage: Eukaryota; Viridiplantae; Streptophyta; Magnoliopsida; Dioscoreales; Dioscoreaceae
Product: protein CWC15 homolog
Exons: 7
Coding region: 63-770 (235 amino acids)
Biological process (GO): mRNA cis splicing, via spliceosome
Cellular component (GO): catalytic step 2 spliceosome
Molecular function (GO): RNA binding
Source: RefSeq, a predicted model, not a curated record
GUUUCUUUCUCUCUCCUUCUCUUUCUUUAGGGCAUCAUUAUCAUCGGAGCGGCGAUCGAAGGAUGACGACGGCGGCUCGUCCGACGUGGGCUCCGGCGAAGGGCGGCAACGAGCAGGGUGGUACCCGGAUCUUCGGCCCUUCCCAGAAGUACUCCUCUCGGGAUCUCGCCUCUCACACCAACCUCAAGCCGAGGAGGGAAGGGCAGGACACGCAGGAGGAGGUGCAGAAGAGAAACCUCCGUGAUGAGCUCGAGGAGCGGGAGCGCCGCCACUUCUCCUCCAAGGAUAAGUCCUACUCUGAGGAUAGGGAUCGGAGGAAGGGAUCGUCAUCUGGGCAAUUUUUGCUAGAAGGGGGUAAGAAGGAGAUUGAAGACCGGAUUUUUCCAAAGAAUAUAGAUGCUGAUGACUCUGAUGUCGAUGCCAAGAGUGACAAUGAGAGUGAUGAUGAUGACGAUGAUGAUGAUGAGGAUGACACUGAAGCUUUGUUGGCUGAGCUUGAACGGAUAAAGAAAGAGAGAGCUGAGGAAAAGCUCCGAAAGGAUCGGGAGAAACAAGAAGAAGAACUGAAGGCUAAAGAGGCCGAAUUGCUGCGUGGCAACCCGUUGAUCAAUCUCAAUGACUCUACAUCCUUCAAUGUCAAGAGAAGGUGGGAUGAUGAUGUUGUCUUCAAGAACCAGACUCGUGGGGAAACCAAAGCCCCUAAACGAUUCAUCAAUGAUACCAUCAGAAAUGACUUCCAUCGCAAAUUUCUACAGAAAUAUAUGAAGUAGUCCUUUACUGAAUGUGCUUGAAAUCUCUGUGAUGGAAAUGUAAUCCCUUUCCCGUUUGCUGCUGUAAUAUAUGAAAUUUCCAGUUCCAGCACAAACCAACCCAUGUUUCUUGUAUGAAGGUUGAACAAGCCAGAACUUGUCCACUGCCUGUGUCACAUCGUUGUGCUAUUGUUCUAGUGGAAAAUUAACCAAUUAUUUUAGCACAUCAUAUGCUGUGAUUUGUGAACUAUACUUUUUUACUUCAGAUUUUUCAGAGCCUGGGGCCAAUGCUUCUA